Messenger RNA from Cercocebus atys (sooty mangabey), 5155 nucleotides. It is a transcript of the gene CORO1C, whose product is annotated as coronin, actin binding protein, 1C. NCBI's taxonomy places the organism in Eukaryota, Metazoa, Chordata, Mammalia, Primates, Cercopithecidae. Gene Ontology annotation, biological process: actin filament organization; neural crest cell migration. Gene Ontology annotation, molecular function: actin filament binding. Bases 1747 to 2856 code for a protein of 369 amino acids. The record is from RefSeq and is a predicted model, not a curated record. The transcript is spliced from 10 exons.
CCAUGACUUUUCAAGGUGUGGCUUAGUGCAUUUACUUAUUCUUUAGUCCUUCAGAGGAUGAAUAAUAGCAGUCUUGCUGAACACAAGUUGGCUUUGUGGUUUUGGCUAUGAGGGAUACUUUUUUUUCUUGCCACAACUGCACAAGCUGCCUUGUCUCAAGAGCACACAGGUUUUCAGCCCUCUGUGUAAUCUACCACGUUGGCAUGAAUAAGCCUUUCCUUUGUGGAGCAGCCACACUCGUGAUGUAGAUAGAACUGAGGCAUUCCCUCCCUAUUGUGAACCGUGGAGGCUCAUACACACCAGUGUUUCUGGAUAGGCACACAUACAACCCCUCGCCUCCCCCCACCACACACACACACACACACUUCAUAUCACAACAAGCCUGUAAAUCCUGCCUUAAACAAGUAAGAGUGGGAGGAAUCAGUACGAAUUAUAUGCUCUAGAUCUCUUGACAUUCUCUUGGGUGGAGGAUGCAAACUAGAUGGCUCCUGUCUUCCCAAAUUGCUUUCUUUCUCCCUUCCUUCCUUGAGUAUUGUGAAGUACUGUGAAGCAACUUUGGUGAAUCGGAGUGAUAGCUGAUUUCACCCUCACAGUAACUGCCUGGGACAAGAGCACUGCUCUGGCCAGGAUAGGAUGGGUAUGGCCAGGUCUCUUAGUUUUUUGGGUCAUGAUCUCUUCCUCUCUCCCAUGAGCUCCUUUGUUGUAGCUGUGUGGUACUUUCUUAUACACAACUGUGUUUCUCCCAUUUAUUUUAGGAACUGUGUAUGGGAAUAUUUGGGAUCUUGCUUUAUUUAUGUCUGUGAACCGUUUUUCAACUCAUGUUGCAGUUUUUCAUCUAGGGUUUUAUGAAAGAAUUUAGCUCUACAGAAAAUCAUUCGAAUGACUGUUUUUUUUUAGUUCUCCCAAGGAUGAUACAUAGCCAGUCUUCUGGAUGCAUAGGAUGGAAAAGAGCUCAUUGCCUAUAAUAGCAUAUAUUAGGGCAUUAGGACUUUAAUGUCUUAUAGAACCUAGGUUGAUGAGGGCUGCUUUAGAAUGUUUCUGUCAUGUUUGUUGAGGAAGAGAUCUUGAUUCAUUUCAGUCAGUAUUCCACUAACGAUGCUACUUGGUGGUCUCUUCUUACUGUUCAGUAUCCAGCUCAGAUGUUGCCUUUGAUUAUUUACUGAAACAGAGGAACUCAUCCAUUGGGUUAUCUUAGUUGCUUCUUCAUACCGCUGGUACCACAGGCUGUGUUAUCACAUUAUUAAAAUUAUUAUUCACUUAACAGAUGGAGGGAGUGGUUAGAAUUAUUUGCUCUUGAUCUCUUUACUCACUUGGAUAGAGGAUGCAAACUAGGUGGCUAUGUAUAUGGUAGGCUUUUGUGCAGGCUCUCCAAAAACUUGCCUUACUAUAUUGUGGUAGGUGGCCUCCCACAUUGAAUAGAGCUGGCCUGUGUAACCACAGGGUAUGAUGGAAUUGAUGGAGUGUGAAUUCUGAGACUAGGUCAUAAAAGUUCACUGGCUUCUGCUUUGUCUCUUUUGGAGCUGCCAUGUUGUGAGGAUACUCCAGCAGCUCUGUGGCAAGAUCCAUAGGACCUCCUGACGACUGCCAGCACCAACUUAACCAACCAAGCGAUGAGCCAUCUUGAAAACUGGUCGAAUUGACAAAUCCUACCCUACAGUAUGUGGCCACACAGGACCAGUGCUGGACAUAGACUGGUGCCCACAUAACGAUCAGGUCAUUGCCAGCGGUUCAGAGGACUGCACAGUCAUGGUAUGGCAGAUCCCAGAAAAUGGACUCACGCUUUCCCUGACUGAACCUGUGGUGAUUUUGGAAGGCCACUCAAAGAGAGUCGGCAUCGUGGCUUGGCAUCCGACAGCCCGCAAUGUGCUUCUUAGUGCAGGCUGUGAUAAUGCCAUUAUCAUCUGGAAUGUAGGAACAGGGGAAGCCCUUAUAAACUUGGACGAUAUGCAUUCAGACAUGAUUUACAAUGUGAGCUGGAACCGGAAUGGCAGUCUGAUCUGCACAGCUUCCAAAGACAAGAAAGUGAGAGUCAUUGAUCCCAGGAAACAAGAGAUAGUUGCUGAGAAGGAGAAAGCACAUGAAGGAGCAAGACCCAUGAGAGCCAUCUUCCUGGCCGAUGGCAAUGUCUUCACCACUGGGUUCAGCCGCAUGAGUGAGCGGCAGCUGGCUCUCUGGAAUCCGAAAAAUAUGCAGGAACCAAUUGCUCUUCAUGAGAUGGACACUAGCAAUGGGGUGUUGCUGCCUUUCUAUGACCCUGACACCAGCAUCAUUUACUUAUGUGGAAAGGGUGACAGCAGUAUUCGCUAUUUUGAGAUCACGGAUGAAUCCCCGUACGUCCACUACCUCAACACAUUCAGCAGCAAGGAGCCUCAGAGAGGGAUGGGUUACAUGCCCAAGAGGGGACUUGAUGUUAACAAAUGUGAGAUUGCCAGAUUCUUCAAACUUCAUGAGAGAAAGUGUGAACCUAUUAUCAUGACUGUUCCCAGGAAGUCUGACCUUUUCCAAGAUGACCUGUAUCCUGACACAGCGGGGCCAGAGGCUGCGCUGGAGGCAGAAGAGUGGUUCGAGGGCAAGAAUGCAGACCCAAUCCUCAUCUCCUUGAAGCACGGGUAUAUUCCAGGCAAAAACAGGGAUCUCAAGGUGGUCAAGAAGAACAUUCUGGAUAGCAAGCCCACUGCAAACAAGAAGUGCGACCUGAUCAGCGUCCCCAAGAAAACUACAGACACAGCCAGUGUGCAAAAUGAAGCCAAGUUGGAUGAGAUUUUAAAAGAGAUCAAAUCUAUAAAAGACACAAUCUGCAAUCAAGAUGAGCGUAUUUCCAAGUUAGAACAGCAGAUGGCGAAGAUAGCAGCCUGAAGGUCCCACCCCCACCCCUACAAAAAAAUGGGAGCAAGAACUUGUGCUUGGGAGCUGGUUGUUGGUGUGGUCCUAGGGAGGGCGGAAAGGGAGGCACUGCCAUUUGGAGACAUUCCAUUUCAGAGUUGUCAACCAGCCAUAGGCCACAUUCCAGUAAGAACUCAAUUUGCCUCCCAAAUUUGCAGAAACAAAACGUGAUUUAAAAGCUGAGCUUUUUAUCAGAAUUUUUUUUUGAUGUUUUAAGUGUUAUGUGACUUGUUGAACUUUUUAAAAAGUGCUACUUUUAAAAUCCCAGAUACUCUGAAUUUUAGAAAACAAACUAAUUCUGAUUGUGUCGUGCCCAAGUACCCUUUUUUUUUUUUUUUUUUAAACGAAUAGGGACCAAUGCCACAUUGCUUUUUAUAUUUCUUUCUUUUUUAAUGUUGCCAAAACCAAAAGUAGCUUUGUUUUCCUUUGUAUUUUGCUACUUUGCAGUAUUUGUGUGUGUUUUUUUUUCCGUAAUUUGAAAGGGACAGCACUGUGUAUGUUUAUAAACUAAAUGAAGAUAAGAUAUUAUUUUGUAUAAACAUUCAUCUGAGAACAAUCAAAGCAGUAGCCACAUGGUGCUGGCUCCUUUGCAGCACAAACCUGGUCAUUUUGAUGACUGUACAACAGGAAGACUUGAAAAAUCACGUGGAUUCAUAUUACCACCGCUCUCAUUUCAUGGAGUCUUCUGAUCAAAAAAACUCACAUCGUAUUUCUUCCUUUCCUUUCUCUUUUCUAGAAAUCGGGUGUUUGUACCAGAAUGGAAUUUUGCUUCUUGGUUAUCCUGUGCUUCAGAUGAUUAUAAUCUAACCCAAACUAGCAUGUGUUUCUGCAGUUUGUUACACACCUAGGAUCUAUUGCAUUCAUCACUUUAAACAUCAUGUUUCAGGUUUUGGUCAAUACUUGACAAGGGUGCCCGGGACAGGAAGACGUGUGUACUGCUGAGUGUUCGUUCUUGCCCUUUUCAGCAGCUUGCCCAGCUCUUGAGUACAGUGGUGGGGACUAAAAAUGAGGGCAUUCGGAGAGGGGUAUUUGCCCUGGGUAAUCCUGUGUCCCCAUGCUGUCCCCAUGCUAUGUUGGAGGAGGAAGUGGCUCUUCUUCCACCAACAAAGCUCCUGCUCUACCCUCUUCCUCACAUGUGCUGCGACCUCUCUCAGGGCUCUCCCAGCCAUUCCUUCUUUCCUGCCUGCCUUUUAGCUCUAACCACAUUAAGCUAAGAUGAGGCCAGAGGGUGCGAUUGAAUGAAUAUUGAGACUGAGGAGAAUGAUCAAGAGUGAAGCAGAAACAAGAAUGCAGACCUCUGCUGUAGCUUUAAUGUGUACAAACAUGUCCCUCUGCACAACUAAUCUGCCCCGCCUCUCCAUCUCUCACCAAGGCUGCAUCAAAGCACAGAGGCUCCCCGGACUUGGAGGGGGCCAGAGACUGAGUUCUGGUUGCCUGUUCAUUCCUCGUUUAGCUAGAACUUUGCCCCAUUUCCAAUUUCUUAUAGUGCAUGCUUGGGAAACAAGAUAUAAGGAGCCUCUGUUCUGGAAGGGGCUGUCUGUGAUUGAACGUGAAAUGUGUAGUGCCAUUGGGACCAUGAAGGGAAUUCUUGCACAUGCUCAUGCUGGUGUGGGCGUGGGACUGGUUGGAAACGUCUGUAUUCAGGGAGCCAGGGUGAGGGCAGAGUGUGGUGGCAGCUGAACUUGGAGUAAUGCCCGUAUAGAAAAAGAACCAUGUUCUUAUCCAGCCAAUAUUGGGAGUGCUGUCUCCACAAUUUCAGGGCAUCUGAAUGUUUGAUGUGGUUUCGUGUGUGUGUACGUGUGUGUUUAAUAUUGAAGUGGAUCAUGAGAUGUAAAGAAAACAAUAAUGACAAUGAGUUAUAUUCAAACCUGUAUUUGUUUCUUUAUCAGUGUAAUCUGCUGAGGACCUUUGUGUCUAAGAUUCAGAAAUGUUUUAAGGUUCUGAUAUCGAAUUAAUGAAGUAAACAAAGUUGUUGAUGGUGGUGAAACACCGUAGGGCAUGUGGUUCAAAGAGAAGCAGGAGGGCAAGGGAAAGUUACCCUGAUAUUAGUUUGUAGCUUAUGACUUAUUUAAUGAAUAAGCCCAGCCAAGCUUAGAGUUUUUUUUUUUUUUAUUGUGGAUUAUUUUCCUGUUUUGUCUUUUUUUUUUUUUAAGCCCUGACAUCCCGGAAGAGGACAGUGAAUUAUUCCUACGUCGGCUCUUAUAGAGUGGCCAUAGUGUUCUGUCAAAACACUUGCUUCCAUUUUCAGAGAUAAAAAUCAUUGAUUACAAAA